AGGUCUGUACUCGUGCGUCUUUCUUAAGGUUGGGCGGAAAUCGUAUGCGGCUAUCUAUUCCAGUUGUCUCUGACAAGAAGGAAAUGUUGUCCUUCUGGGAUGUAGCCAUUGAUUUCUCUCCAGAAGAGUGGGAAUGCCUGGAGCCUGCUCAGUGGGACCUGUACAGGGAUGUGAUGCUGGAGAAUUUCAGCCACCUUGUGUUCCUGGGUCUUGCUGUCUCUAAGCCAUUCCUGGUGACAUUUCUGGAGCAAAUACAAGGGCCUUGGGACAUGAAGAGACAAGGAACGGCCCCUGUGUACCCAGGAAUAAUACCCAAUGAUCCUAACAAUUGCAGCAAACUGACUAAUUGUAAAUCACUCCUUAUUACACAAAGAAGAAAUCAUAUAGGGGAGAAACCCUACAAGUGUGGAGAAUGUGGUAAGGCCCUUAGUUCUCAUAAAACACUUUCUAUACAUCAGAGACUUCACACUGGAGACAAACCUUACAAGUGUGAAGAGUGUCAUAAGGCCUUCAGUACUCGCUCAUCACUUUUUAUACACAUGAAAAAUCAUACUGAUGAAAAAAUCUACAAGUGUGAAGACUGUGGCAGAACAUUUUACUAUCUUUCAAUGCUGAAGCAACAUCAGAGAAUUCAUUCUGGAGAGAAACCCUACAAGUGUGAAGAAUGUGGGAAAAGCUUUAGCUUUCCCUCGUUCCUUAAGCAACAUCAAAGACUUCAUUGUAGAAAAAAUGCCUUCAAGCAUGAACAAUGUGUCAACAGAUUUCCCCCUCCUCUACCCCUUCAGGAACAUGAGCAAAUCCGUACUGAAGAGAAACCCUACAAGUGUGGAGAAUGUUAUAAAACCUUUCGUUAUCACUCAGCCCUUAGGAUACACAAGGCAGUUCAUACUGGAGAGAGACCUUACAAGUGUGAAGAGUGUGGCAAAUGUUUUUCCUCAUCUUCCUGCCUUAAAAAACAUCAAAUACUUCACUCUGAAGACAACCCCUACAAGUGUGAAGAAUGUUAUAAAGCCUUUCGUAAUCACUCAGCCCUUAGGAUUCACAAGACAGUUCAUACGGGAGAGAGACCUUACAAAUGUCAGGAGUGUGGCAAAUGCUAUUCCUCACCUUCCUGCCUUAAAAGACAUCAAAUACUUCACUCUAAAUACAACCCCUACAAGUGUGAAGAGUGUGGCAAAUGUCUUUCCUCAUCUUCCUGCCUUAAAACACAUCAAACCCUUCACUCUGAAGACAAACCCUACAAGUGUGAAGACUGCUCCAGAUGUUUCUGCUCAUCUUCAUCUCUUAGGCGACAUCAAAAAUUCCAUUCUGAAGGCAAUCCCUAUAAGUGUGAAAAAUGUGACAAAAGAUUUUCAUGUUCUGCAGGUCUUCAGGACCAUCAAACAAUUCAUACUGGGGAGAAACCAUAUAGGUGUGAAAAUUGUCACAAAGCCUUUUGUUAUCGCUCAUCCCUUAGGAAACAUAAGACAGUUCAUACCAGAGAGAAAUCCACACACAUGUGACAAGUGUCCUAGGGGCUUUUCCUCAUCCUCCUGCCUUGUACAACAUCAAGCUCUUCACUCUGAAGACAAUCCACACAAGUGUGUAGAAUGUAGGCAAAGCCUUUGUUAAUGUUUAUAGCCAGAUUCGACCCAUGACAGUUCAUGCUGGAGAGAAAUCCUAUAAAGAUCUCUUAGCAUUAUCAAUUGGUUCUGAAAUUAUUGUAUGGUCAUCUGGUAAAUUUAGAAUUUAUUAAUACAUAAAUCUGAUUGGUUUUUUUAUAAGCUUCUAGAGUCUUGUUCCUACCAGGCAAAUGGAUGUUGUUAUGGCUGACCAUAGAGUGGAUAGUCAUGUGGUGGUGGUGGUGGGGAUGGAGGCAGGGGCUAGCCAGAGAGUUGCCAGUGGCAGGAGAGUGGGAUGCCUAUUCUUCCAGUCCUUGACAGAGAGUUGGCAGGCAGAGAGCACCUGGAGCACAGAGAGUUGGCAGUUUCUUUUUUAAUAUUUUUCUCAACAGUCUUUAAAAGUUUAUACUUCUUCAGUCCUUAAAAGACAUCAACUAAUUCAUACUGAAUAAAACCUUGUAUGGUGUGCGGUAAAAACCAUUCCUAAUCCUUCAAACCGUAUCCAACUCAAAUCAAUCCCUAGGGUAGACUAUUAAGUGAAUUAGUUUGAAAUGUCAACACCACCAUCUUACUCCCAGCAGCACAAAUGUUGAGAAUGUCAUCAGAGAACAGUAGAGACUUCUCUUUACUAUAACCUCCCAACCAAUGUGUUCUAUAGUGUGCUUGAAUAUGGCAUGGGUUGUUGCAUUUCUUUCUUCUGUAGCUACAGACAUAAAACAAAACUGUUAUUAUUUCAUAAUGUGGGUCUUAGAUCUGGGCUAUUGUAUAGUUACUGUUGUUUUCCUCACUGGGGUCACCCAAGCUCCCCCAGUAAUGUUUCUCUUGAGCAUGUAAAAAGCUCGAUAAACUCAGAUGUCUCACUUUUUGUAAAAUGAUCUGCACUGGUUCUAACCUAGGUUGAAUGGGCGUUAGUGUUUCUCUCUCCAAGAAAUUCUAACAGAACACACUGAAGUCAUAUUUAGUUCCAGAAUAAAGGAUCUUUAUUCACUUUGAUUACA
Messenger RNA from Mus musculus (house mouse), 2599 nucleotides. RefSeq names its product regulator of sex limited protein 1 (gene Rsl1). Gene Ontology annotation, biological process: regulation of DNA-templated transcription. Lineage: Eukaryota; Metazoa; Chordata; Mammalia; Rodentia; Muridae. The record is from RefSeq and is marked validated. Gene Ontology annotation, cellular component: nucleus. The coding region runs from base 84 to 1502 and encodes 472 amino acids. The transcript has 4 exons.